CAGCUAUCCAAAUACCUUCAGUUAUGAAUGAUAAUUCUGGGCGUGUCGUCGAGAGUUACAGCAUACCUAGUUAAUGAUUAUUAAUUUGGUGUCUAUUUUGUCAACUUGAAAAACUCACGAAGUACAACGCUUAGCACAAAUAGCUAUCCUUGGUGAACAUUAGCCGAAUCGAAUAUACUAUCUGUAUUGCUGCUAUUGUGAGGGGCUGGGUGCAAAUUACCGGUUCCCUAGAAUUUGCCCGUAAUUGAAUAUGUCCCACAAUAGGUAACUCUGGCAGUGACAGGCAGCCUGAAGUGUGGUUCUCCCGCCUGUCGAUUGGGCCUUACAGGAAGCUCCGCCUCGCCAACUCAGUCCAGGGCGGCAGUUGGCCCGGCGCUGGUGAGUGGCAGGUCUUAGCUCCGCCCCGGCCGUCCGCUGCACCUCCCUGGGUCGGCGCUGUUUCCAGUUGAGAGAUGGCGGCCGCCGCAGGUAGACCGCUCCUGCUGCUCCUUUCCUCCCGGGGCGGCGGCGGGGGCGCCGGCGGCUGCGGAGCGCUGACUGCCGGCUGCUUCCCGGGACUGGGCGUCAGCCGCCACCGACAGCAGCACCAUCGGACGGUGCACCAGCGGCUGUCUUCUUGGCAGAACGUGCGAGUUGUUUACUGCAGUACUAUUGUGCCCUCUGAUGAUGUGACAGUAGUGUAUCAAAAUGGGUUACCUGUGAUAUCUGUGAGGCUACCAUCUCGGCGUGAACGCUGCCAAUUCACACUCAAACCUAUCUCAGACUCCGUUGGUGUGUUUUUACGACAACUGCAAGAAGAGGAUCGGGGAAUUGAUAGAGUUGCCAUCUAUUCACCAGAUGGUGUUCGAGUUGCUGCCUCAACAGGGAUAGACCUCCUCCUCCUUGAUGACUUUAAGCUCGUCAUUAAUGACUUAACAUAUCAUGUACGACCACCGAAGAGAGAUCUCUUAAGCCACGAAAAUGCUGCAACACUAAGCGAUGUAAAGACACUUGUCCAGCAGCUAUACACCACGCUGUGCAUCGAGCAACACCAGUUAAACAAGGAAAGGGAGCUCAUCGAAAGAUUAGAAGAUCUCAAAGAGCAGCUGGCACCUUUGGAGAAGGUACGAAUUGAGAUUAGCAGAAAAGCUGAGAAGAGGACCACUUUGGUGCUAUGGGGUGGGCUUGCCUACAUGGCCACACAGUUUGGCAUUUUGGCCCGGCUUACCUGGUGGGAAUACUCCUGGGACAUCAUGGAGCCAGUCACCUACUUCAUCACUUAUGGAAGUGCCAUGGCAAUGUAUGCAUAUUUUGUAAUGACACGCCAGGAAUAUGUUUACCCAGAAGCCAGAGACAGACAAUACUUAUUAUUUUUCCAUAAAGGAGCCAAAAAGUCACGUUUUGACCUAGAGAAAUACAAUCAACUCAAGGAUGCAAUUGCUCAGGCAGAAAUGGACCUUAAGAGACUGAGAGACCCAUUACAAGUACAUCUGCCCCUUCGACAAAUUGGUGAGAAGGAUUGAUCUGCAAAGAGCCUCGGAAUUGAAGCAGAAAGAACACCUGUUUAUAACCAUUGCCUUUUUAAUUAAAGCAUUGCAGGUGGAAGCUGGGAGCCACGUCAGUGUAGGGGGUUUUUACCUUUAAUUAAAAAAUAAAAAACAAAAAGGAUUAGGAAAGAAAGGAAUGUUAAAAUCUGAGGAUCAGGCUUUGCAGAAUAUAAGCUCAAAGGGCUUAGUGAAUAUUGUCUUAAUCAAGCAUCUCAGUUUCUAGAUGAAAAUGAUGCAUUUAGUUGAGAGAUUCAUGAAGAGAAAAUGAUGCUGGGGGUGUUCCUUUCUUGCAUCUUCUUUGCAGGGUCAGCAAAACAGUAACACACCAGCACCUCAUUCAGCUCUAGAUUUUUUUUAUUUUCACUUUUAUUAUUUCUGACAUAGGAGUAAAUAAAUAUACCAGAAAAGCAAAUUCUCAAGAUAAGGUGGGUGGCAAACAAGAGUCUGAGCCCAUGUCAUUACUCCUAUUUUAAAUUUUGCAGUCUCUGCAAAGCUACCAGGAAUCUCUCUCACUUGUACCCUUUUUCUGACCACCCACACCGUGUUGGUUAUACUAAUUUUAUCCAUAUAAUAAUUGAACCAACUUAUGACUGUUUGAUACUUUGGAUUUAUCCUGUAAGACCUUCUUAAAUGUCUAUAUAUUUCAGUGCUCUGGAUCAGAAUCUAGAAAUCAUUGGCAACACUGCAUGAGGUUUUUUUGAUUUGUUUUGUUUUUUACUAAUUAACCUUUAACAGGAGGCAGAAUGUCCCUCCUUUAUUUAACUAUUCUAUUGAUAUUCUUCUCUCCCUCCACAACCCAAAUCAGAGCAGGGGUGUUCAGCUUAUUACCAAAUUAGAAAGAUGUAAGGUUUACAAAUUGGCUAAAUUUCAUAGCUCUUUAGCCAUUUCAGAACCAGAAUAAUUUCACUGCUGUUAAUCUGCUUGUGUGACAGCAUUCCAGGCCAUCCAGAUGGCGCUGCCUUGUCUGGAGGCUUUGUUAAUCUCAAAGGACACACACUUCCACACUGUUUGUGAGCCUGCCCAUCUCCACCACUUCAGUAGUUGUAAAUCAAGUGUGUGGAUCUCAAAGGGUGCACUUUAUCUUUAUACAGGAAUACAUUUCUAUGGCUUCCUUAGCCUACCCUCUUCACCCUAUUUUUUCUUACCUUAAAUUGAGAAAAAGAAGAAUUAAUAUUAUACUCUAUCAAAAUAUUUUUUACCAUAUUUCCAGAUGGCAUCUGCACUUGAAGAGUCAAAGGAAUCUGUGUCUAAUAUCCUGUUUUUAACUACCAUGAGGGCAGGAUGGAAAGAAUAAUGGGGCUCGCCACACAACCAAUUGGCUUUUUUCUUUCACAAGAUUUAUCCCUCCUCCUGGUGGCAAGGGGUUUCUUUCUCAUUUUCUUCCUCCUUCGGGAUCAUUAAGUAUGAAUGAAAAGAAACACUUUAAAUGACAAAGGCAGACUCCAGGUGCCUUGCAGAGGCUGAAGUCCAGCCAGGAUGGCUGCUGCUCCCAAGCCACCCCCUGCAGUGGCAGGACGGAAUGAAAGGAUGCAUGUCUCCACUCCCAGCCCUCCUCCCACUUCCUUCCCCCGCCCAGCCCCCAGUUGUUCAACCUCAUCCCUCAUUUAUUUUUGUUGUGCGAAUUAUUUUUAAACCACUUAUCCUGUUUGUGCAUAGAGUUUUUAAGAAGAAACGGCACAGUGUAAUGAGCAAAUCCUUUCAGGACAUGUGGGAGGCAAGGGAGGGAGGAUGUGGAGAAAAGUCCUUUAAACAAAUAGCAAAAUAUUGGACAUGUAAAAUCCUGUAUCAUUUAUGAAAUAUGUAUAAAAAUAAUGUACCUUCUGGAACAAUAAAUACUUAUUCGAUUUUUGAA
Manis pentadactyla (Chinese pangolin) is the source of this 3378-nucleotide messenger RNA. It is a transcript of the gene MCU, whose product is annotated as mitochondrial calcium uniporter. The record is from RefSeq and is a predicted model, not a curated record. The transcript is spliced from 8 exons. Bases 453 to 1502 code for a protein of 349 amino acids. Lineage: Eukaryota; Metazoa; Chordata; Mammalia; Pholidota; Manidae. Gene Ontology annotation, molecular function: uniporter activity; calcium channel activity. Gene Ontology annotation, cellular component: uniplex complex; mitochondrial inner membrane. Gene Ontology annotation, biological process: calcium import into the mitochondrion; mitochondrial calcium ion homeostasis.